AUGUCAAUGGAAGAGAAUGAAGAUCGAGUGCGGCGCACGAGCAUCAGUGGGCUUCUACAACGACCAGAAAGCCAGCCUCAACUCGUUACUGGUGCUUCCGGCUUUCAGUCAAACCCUGCCCAGCCAAUGCGGCCGGACAGCAUUCCUCCCUCUUUUGUGCAGAUCGAGCGCCCACUGCAACACGCCAUCAAUGGUUCUGAAAUCCCUCGACCAAAUGGCCCGGGGGGUUCCUACGACACCCGUCCUCCUAGCCUACCUUCCCUUUCUCGUCUACCAUCUGCAGGCACUGCACCCCAGAGCCAUGCUCCUGCUCAGGAACGACCUCUCCCGCAGUCACUAUCACCCGAGAUCCGACGGUUGCAGCUAAGUGGGGUUGAAAAUCGAGGGUUUGCAGGUUUAUUGAAUCACCAGAUAGAACAUGCUCAAGCAUCUCAGACAAUGAUGCGGCAAGAUUCUAUGCAGUCACAGAGUGACAGAUCCAUCCUUGGCGACCGACCUCGCAUCCCUAAUCGAGCUUACUCACCUUUUGCUGGCUCCGUAGCUUCGCAACACAAUGGACUUUUCGAUGAUCUAGGCCGCAAAGGAAGCGAUGAAUUGUCCCAGCACAGAGCGAUUUUGUCUUUAGCGAACGAUUCAAAACGCGGAAGAUACUCUCCUGUUCCCCAGGCUGUUCAAGGUGCCCAGGCUCAAACUCCUGUACCUGAUGCUGCCAUCAAGACUGAACACGGACGCGUCUUCUCUGGCUUGGGAGGAGGGUUGGGUACCGCUAGCAGCGGCCCAACUUCAACGCCGCAGCCACUAUCUGCAAGUCCUUUUAAGCAGAAUGACGGAAGCGCCCGGCUAAGUGAGGAGAACUUGAUGAAGAUGUCACGCAGCACCUCAGGUAUCAGUAAACGACCUCGCAAAGCAUUGCAGGAUGACCAACGUGCAGAAAGUGACGUCGGCGAUGUGAAGAGACCUGGCCCGGGGAAAGGCAAGAGAAGCAAGUAUCAACACUCUUACAAGCUGGAACUGGAAGAUGCUUCUGUGGACCAAAGAAAGAAUGCUCCGUUUCCCUCGAUAAGCAAUCGCAGAGCCGCAACACCUACAUCUCAUCCAUCGCAGCUGCAUCACAAUCAAUUGCAACGUCAAGCCUCAGCUGCUGAGGUCACACCUGUCUUCAGACCCAAAAAGACGAUCAGAAUAUCAUCGGUAAUAGCUCUAGCGGGCCGCAAUCGACGUCGUCAUCUAGGCUCAUUCAAGUACGAUCCCGUUGUUGCUCCCACCGAGCUUCCUAGACCGAGUCCGCUCAAAUUCGAUGUUUCAAUACGACCCAGUCUGUUACCAUCAUUCGCAGAUGCCGAACAUGUCAAUUGCACCUACACAAUACGCGUGUCAAGAACCUGGCUUCAACCGCGAGAAAGAGGCAUCAUCUGCGCGGAAAGAUAUCUUUGGGGUUCCGGCAUUUAUACUGACGACUCGGAUCCCUUGGCUGCAGCCAUGCAUUCGGGCUUCAUCUCUUCUGUGCACCCUGCAGGAAUUGACGAGGCAUUGCUCGAACGAGUCAUUGAGGAGCAGAACCCUAGGAUUGAAGGGAGCACUGCUCCAGCAAAGCCCAAGAACGUUGAAGAAGGGAAAGAUCUGCAUCUCACAUUAGUUGUCCUGCCUCAAUUAGAGCAGUACGUGGAGUCUGUCAGAUUCGGGAUCAAAUCCCGGACUUGGCCCGAAGAAUCAUCUACACUGUCAGAGGGAGCAAACACCAACAAGACUCCACACGAUGGAGUAAGUUUUAUGAUUUUGAAGGCUGAGUUUGUGCAAGAUGGAACCGAAGUGAAGCGUGUCGGUCGAACGGGGGUGGAGAAGCGUGAGCGUUUGAGGCGUGAGUUGAUGGAAAGAAAACGGGGCUUCGAAUUAGAAAAGCAGAAGAUUGCAGAAGCCGUUGCGCGCGCGAAGCUUCGUAAAGAUGAGCAAAGACGUCGCGCCGGGGAUACAGCUUCCAAAAGAGUCAAGUCGGUCAAGCCUGAAGUUGCAACUCGUCCCAAUGAAUCGGCCAAGAAGGAUGGUGAAGAGCCGCAACAGAAGCUCUCUGAGCAUGCGAGUAUUCAGCUUGACGUUGGUCAGAGCCCUGGGGAGUGGAUCCGACAGCUGACCGUUGCCGCAGCCUGA
Messenger RNA from Exophiala aquamarina CBS 119918, 2145 nucleotides. RefSeq lists its product as uncharacterized. Lineage: Eukaryota; Fungi; Ascomycota; Eurotiomycetes; Chaetothyriales; Herpotrichiellaceae. The record is from RefSeq and is a predicted model, not a curated record. Bases 1 to 2145 code for a protein of 714 amino acids. The transcript has a single exon.